Chenopodium quinoa (quinoa) is the source of this 825-nucleotide messenger RNA. RefSeq names its product brain acid soluble protein 1-like. The record is from RefSeq and is a predicted model, not a curated record. The transcript has a single exon. The coding region runs from base 1 to 825 and encodes 274 amino acids. NCBI's taxonomy places the organism in Eukaryota, Viridiplantae, Streptophyta, Magnoliopsida, Caryophyllales, Amaranthaceae.
AUGGCUUCACAAGAACCUGUACCAAAUCCAGAGGCCAUUCGGCCUCCAGAUGAUAUACUUGUCCAAACGGACCAUGACUUAGGGGACGACGCUAACGUCGAAACAUAUGUGGAUCCAAAUGGAUCCCUCAUCUCUAAGCGCAUCCGCAAUAAGGAGAGGAGGGAGCGCCACCAUGACCAGGAAGGGCCAAGCAAAAUUGCUGGUCAGCCAAAGAAGCCCUCGGGGCGGCCGGUUGAUCCUUCCCAGGCAGCAGGAUCAACUCCCGUCACUCGGGAUGAGCUAAUGUCACUCCUGAGCAGCCUUAGAGGUGAAAUCAAGCAGCUCGCCUCAAAGAAGUCGCCUACUCCCAGAAAGGAGCAGUCAGCCAAGAAGCCAGCCCAAGCUGGCAAACAGAAGUCGGUCAGGGACCGUCAGCCGACUCCUCAUCCUGCUCCUAAGGAGAAGGCCAGGCCCCAAUUUGACCUUAAUCGGCUCCGUUUCCCAAAAACGGGCGCAAGAAAACCCAUCCUGCACAUACAGCCGGAUGGUAGCAAGAAAACGUUCUCUGACGCUCGGCAAUACAUUGAGGAGAGGAGAACCCAGCAAUCAGAGUCGGCUUCAACGUCGACUUAUCAUGACAGCUUUCGGAAUACCUCUGUGCGGUGUUCACAGUCUGUACAUGAGACCCCAGCAAGCAGCCAAAGGGUUCAGUCUGGGCUGCACGUGAUUCAGUCCGCCCAGUACAUGGCACAACCAUUGUACCAGGCGCCAGUUGUACCUUACAUGCAACCUACCCUCUAUGGAGGACAGGCGGUACACGGCUCAACCGAUGGACUGGCAAUUUAG